CUCACUUAGGCGCAGUACAAAACAAACUUCUAAACCUUACCACCAAUCAAAAACAAAGCAACGGUCCCUUCCCAUUAAUACAUUCACAUCCAUUUCCAUAAAUUUUGUCUACUCUUCUUCUUCUCCUUCACUUCUAACGUUGCAGCAAUGUCUUCCUCUUCACGCACACUCCUCUUCCUCUUCACGCUCUCCCUUCUCUUCUCCCUCAUAUACGCCCAUGGCGGCCACGACGACGACGACGGCGGCGACGGUGAACCCGACUCCAACGAGGUUCCCGUUGACCUCCACUCGAGGACUUUGAUCCUGGCGAAGGUGUGGUGUCUGAUCGUGAUCUUUUUGGCCACGUUCGUGUCUGGGGUGUCUCCCUAUGUGUUGAAAUGGAACGAGGGGUUCUUGGUUCUGGGGACCCAGUUCGCUGGAGGAGUGUUUCUGGGAACUGCCAUGAUGCAUUUUCUCAGUGAUGCUAACGAGACUUUCGGGGAUUUGACUACCACAGAGUACCCUUUCGCGUUCAUGCUGGCUUGUGCCGGCUAUUUGCUGACCAUGCUUGCUGAUUCUGUCAUUUCUUCGGUUUUAGCGAAGGUGGGGCGUGAUGGAGAUGCAGUAGAUGUCGAAGUUCAAGGUUGGUACUCUGGCUUCUGCUUGUGUUGGCUCGUUGAAUGGUAUGCGAAAAUGAAAAUGUGAUUCAGUUAGAAUUGCUACUACUACUGCUAUAAGUAUUUUACUGUGUUGAGUCGUGCUUUUUUUCAGGGAAUAACAGUGUUAUGUUUUUUGGGUAAAUAAGUAUCGAAUGGAAUAGUAAAUAUGUUUUCAAAA
Messenger RNA from Vigna umbellata (rice bean), 816 nucleotides. Lineage: Eukaryota; Viridiplantae; Streptophyta; Magnoliopsida; Fabales; Fabaceae. The record is from RefSeq and is a predicted model, not a curated record.